This is a messenger RNA of Pocillopora meandrina, 7691 nucleotides long. The record is from the annotation of a GenBank genome assembly. Lineage: Eukaryota; Metazoa; Cnidaria; Anthozoa; Scleractinia; Pocilloporidae.
GUCAUCAAAAACAGAGGUACCGUGCAAAAUUGCUAUUCGGCCGAAAGGUACAGACAUUACCCGGUGAGAUCGGUGACAUACAAUGCUGAACAAAGAGGCUGAGGAAGAUGACUUUAUAAAUCUCUUCGGGAAACAGUAUGGAUAUGGAAAUAAAAUUGAUCAAAUAAGAAAACAAGAAUUUAAACGACUGGAAGGUAGGGAUACUUUAUUAUAAUUAUGUGACUGUUUGCGGGCCAUCAAAUUAUGGAGUUAAUUCAUAGGAAUGCAAUUGCUGUUUAAUACCCUGUAAUAUAAGUUUUACGGUUAUUUCAUGUUCAUUACUUCACCAAAUUCAACUGAACGCACAUCGUGGUAUCCAGUUAUCAGGGACGAACGAAACUGAACAUUAUCAAAGAAGGCUUUCGUGGAAUCAUGGUGUUGCGUAACAUAGAGCGCCCAUUGACCCCUUGCACAAUUUAUGACAAUCAAUGUGGCGCAGCGCCCUAUAAAUAUUUACCUUACAAUAUGUGUAAUAUGGUGAUUUCUAUGUAGGAUCUGAUUGGUUCUUUAUAAGUUUCUCUAUUGGGUAAUUAUUCCACAGUCAAACCUCUCCACAAUGACCCUUGGGGGUCAUUGUUGAGAGGUGGCUGCUGUGGGGAGAUAGGUGUGUAAUAAGACACCUGUAUAAGAUCCCUGAAUCACUCAUGUCUAUUAGCCUAGGAUAUUGUUCUUUAAAAGUAGCUAGGAAAUGUCGUUGUAUCUCAAGACACACCUCCUAUAGGAUUCUGUAUAUACUACCCCUGGUGGAUACAUUCUCCCCUUGGGCUGUUUUAAAAAAUAUUCUUAUGCUUGGUGUUGAGGAGAACAUGAAGUUAUUUUAUUAUUAUUUGAAUGAAUUAAUUAGAACAUAAUUCAUAUACUGUAGGUAUUACAUAUCUUGAUCAUGCUGGGACAACACAGUAUCCGCAGAGCGUUAUUGCAAAUGUUUGCAGUGACUUGAGUUACAAUGUGUAUGGAAAUCCACACAGUAGGAACCCCAGCAGUCAGCUGACAAGUGAUGUCAUUGACCAAGUCCGCACAAGGAUUUUAAAACAUUUUAAUACAUCUUCAGAACAACACACUGUGAUUUUCACUUCUGGUGCUACUGCUGCAUUGAAACUUUUGGCUGAAAGCUUUGAUUGGAAGGGAGCCACCAAUGAAGGAAGUGCUCAUCAAAGUCAUUUUUGUUAUCUGCAAGAGAAUCACACAUCAGUGGUUGGUAUGAGAGAAAUAGCUGCUUCAAAAGGGGCCCAAAUUAGUUCUGUUAAUGAAAAAGACUUGGAAGAACAAAUCAUCUUUACAACAAAAGAGAGAAGGGAGGAUUCAGAUCUAAAACCAUUUGAUUCUGGGAGCAAUGGUGUCAGAGAGACUGUUGACUGUUGCCACAAUUUAUUUGCUUUCCCUGCAAUGUGUAAUUUCUCAGGGAAGAAGUAUUCUCUUAAAUGGAUUUCUCAAGUUAAACAGGGAUUGUUAGUCAAAAAGAGUCAUUGGUGCCAUUGGUGCCAUUGGUUUGUUCUUUUGGAUGCAUCUUCAUUUGUGAGCACUUCUCCAUUGGACUUAGCAUCUUGUCCAGCAGAUUAUAUUCCCAUUUCUUUCUACAAGAUGUUUGGUUUUCCUACUGGUUUAGGUGCUCUUAUUUUAAAGAAUAGUAGUUCAUAUUUACUACAAAAGUGUUAUUAUGGUGGAGGAACAGUGCAAGCAACAAUUACUGAUGAAAGGUUUCAUAUCCUUAAGAACAAUCUCACUGAAAAGUAAGUUUAUCACAUUUUUUUCUUUUUUGUCUCUUUAGCAUUUGAUACUUAAAGAUCUACAUGUACAUGUAUAUCUACCAGUACUGUGAAGUCUCACCAUAAAACAGGCAGUGGGAUACAGUGGAAAAGUUAUAUUUGCACAUUAUUUGGCUUUCCUUAGUAGCCCCAUCAUGUGGCAAAGAGAAGAUUAUUAGGUAUUGAAUUGUGAUUUUGAAAUAUAACCUCAUGUUAGCUUCAUGACAGUUAUAGAGUGUUAGAGACAGUGCAUGAUGUGUCAAUUGAGGUACAUUUAAUUAAAUGGCAUAUAUUAUCUUCUUUGUUCUUUAUGUCUUAUAAAGUUAUUGCCUCUUUUAAUUAAGGUUCCAGAAAAUAUGUUUUCUCACUACAGCUAGCUAGUUAUAAUUCCUAGGUGGUGGAGGGAGUGGAUUGUCACCUAGUAUAAAGUUUCUUGAAGUGUUGUCCGUGACAAGUGUUGAUAAGCUUCGAUCUUUUGUAGUCUCAAAUUUCCUUUUGGUAGUUGAUAUAUCAAUUGAAUGCCAGUUAGUAUCCUUUUGGUGAUAUGUGCAAUGCUUUGGGUUAGAUUAGAGAAUAUUUUUUCAGACCAACACAAUGAGAGGUUGUCAUGGGAUUAGAUCAGGUUAAUAGUGCUUCAAUAUAAUUUCAGGAUAUUGCAGUCCAGCUAAUUAUUCUUCUGAUUUGGUUGCUGGAUAAGGAAUUGUGAGAAGAGGUCCAUCAUAUCCAUCAUUUCUAUAAUUUAAUGGGUCAAAUUGAAAUGAAGGCAAGAGAUUCAGGGUUUAAAAAUGCCAAGGCAGCACCCAAACUUUCAACCUGAAAUUCAGCAUUCGUGGGAUUUAAAAAUUUAACUACCUAAAGAUAAAGAUUACUUUCUUUCUAGUGAGUCUGUUGCCUUAUUUGGAUAUAUCAGUUGUAUCCUAAUUAAGCUGGUAAAUGUAAUUCAUGACAAGAGAUUUCUUCAACUUUUCAGGUUUGAAGAUGGCACAGUUCCUUUUCUUGAGAUCAUUGCUUUGCAUCAUUCCUUUCAAUUGUUUGAACAGCUGGUAGGAUCAAUGAAAGAUGUGUUGAAUCACACCCAUAGCAUUGCUUUGUAUGUGUAUGAAAAGAUGUCUGCAAUGACACAUAGUUCUGGAAAAUCUGUAUGUAAAAUUUACUGCGAAACAGACUUUCAGGACAACACAAAGCAGGGCCCUGUUAUAAACUUUAACCUGCUAAGAGCAAAUGGAGAGUUUGUUGGCUACAGUGAGGUAUGCAACAAUUAUUUGGUAUCAUUUGCAUUUUAUUUCCUUUUAUUUUCUAUACUUUACUUGGGUUUUGUCACUGCUGUAGUGUUUCUAGUUAAAUACCUGAGUCAUUAUCUCUACAGGUAGAAAAGAUGGCUAGCCUUUACAAUAUUCACCUAAGAACAGGCUGUUUUUGUAACAUGGGGGCGUGUCAGAAGUAUCUGAGCCUUUCCAGUCAGCAAGUGAAGAAAAAUUUGUCUGCGGGUCAUGUGUGUGGGGAUAAUAUGGAUCUCAUUGAUGGCAAACCCACUGGCUCUGUGAGAAUCUCAUUUGGUUACAUGUCUAACUUUUCAGAUGCAAAAGAACUUCUAACAUUCAUUAGAGAAUGCUUCCUGGAGGGUAAUUCAAACUGCUCUUUACCUGAAAGAUCUUUAGAUGCAGAGAGAUCUGAACAUACUGAGUUUCUUUCAAGCUCCAUUUUGGUUAAGCAAUCUGAAGACUUUGCUUCAAAUGCAAAUUUUAAAAACGUUAUGGAGCGGAAUUCAACAGUGGCAUCAACUGCAAGUCAGAGAGGUACUCCAAUUGAAAUGUCUAUCAGAACUCUGACACCUAAUCAUUGUGACAUGCACACACAUGUGCCUCAAGAAUGUGGUGAUAAUCCAAAUAACCAUCUAAAGUUGGAAAAGAUCUGCUUGUAUCCAAUCAAGUCUUGUGCUGCAUUUGAGGUACAUGUAAUGGUGUCAGUAGUUGAAAUUUUUUAAGCUAACCUCUGGUAACCUACCGAAACAACAGUUUAAAGACAGAGAUCCGUACCCACUGUUCUGUAAGUUCAAGGGACACCCAUCCAUUUAGCUUGAAUUGCUUUAAUUCCUCAUGGAGGGAUUUUGCAUCAAACUGUGGAUAAUUACAUCUAAAAAACAUGCAAAAGGUGGAAGCGAUAUCACUCACAAUCUGACAAAUGUAGAUAUAGGAAAUAACUGAUUUCUCUGAAAUUUAUACCAAAUAAUGCCUUUACAGCUUUGCCCAUUUUUAAUGGUAUUGUCUCCCUGCUUUUUUAUCGAAAGUAUUUACAGUAACAGCAAGUUAAGUGACAUUUGUUAUUCUUGUGUCAGGUACAUGAGUGGGAAGUUGGUAACAGAGGAUUUGUUUUUGAUCGUCAUUGGAUGAUUGUGACUGACUCUGGGGUUUGUCUGACACAGAAGAGAGAAGCAAAGAUGUGUCUGAUAAAACCUCUGUUGGAUCUUAGAAAUGGAACACUAUCAGUCACAGCGACAGGUAAACAGAUAGGAACUUAAUGCCGAUCAUGAGUAGUGGUACUGAGGUUAAAUUGCAUUUUGGUUGAAAUAUAGUAUCAUUUCGACAGAAAAAAUAUAUAUAUGCAGUGAGUAAACAGGUUGAGAGACUGGUAAAGGAGCUGCAUUUGGAGCUUAACCUCCUGAUAGUGUCUAUGUCAUUUUGUGUUCUUUUACCUGUAUCUCUAACGAAUGCACAUAGUUAAAACAAUCGAUUGCGUUUUGAUGUUAAAAUGAUGUUUGUUUUAAUUAGGAAUGCCUGAUCUAGUGUUACCACUGUACCUAUCGUCAGGGAAUGAUAAAAAGGUUGCAAGAUUUUGUCAAAGUAAAGUCUGUGGUGACAGGUAAAUCGCAAAUUUACCUCCUUUUUACUUGUUUAAGAAAAUGUUUGGCGUUUUUCUCUACCAUUUUUUUUAUACUGCAUGUGCAAUGUUUUAAGCAUUAAUAAUAUCCCAAGUCUACGUAAUCAAGACGAAAUAAAUGUCAUGAACCGGCGUUCCUUCGCAUGGCAUUUUCGGCUUCACUCGCAGUUAUUUUUUCUUUUUCUAUCUGCAAAGGAUGCUGUUACAUUGAGCAAAUUCGACUGUCUCUUUUCUUUUCUUGGUCAUUAUGGAAGCUCGUAUGGCCUUUUGGUCGGGACCGGUUUGUCAGUGGGUAUGACUGGCGUAUAAUUUGACACUAGCAUUUCUUCUUGAUCGUUGAUCCUGUUCAGUUUUCGUAGAAUUUUAAAAGCAGAUGGAGGACUGUCCAACUGUUUCAUUCAGUGCUCUUUUGAUACUCUAGGAUCUCAGCUGUGGACUGCGGAGAGAACGCUGCCUCGUGGAUGUCAACAUUUUUUAACAGAAACUGUCGACUAAUUCAACAAGACAUGGAAGAUAGCCGCACUUGUAAACUGGGAGGUAAAUAUUGAUAAACUCCCGUAAUCUCAACCUUCAGUAACAUUACUGUGUUAUCAUGUCUAUUUUGUGUUAUUCUUGUGAUUCCUUUAAAAAACUGUGUAUAUUUGACGGCAAAUGUUAACACAUUUCCCAAACUAAUUAUCCCUGUUUGUGAUAGGAAUGAAACAGCGAGAAGAUAACGGAAGUAGGUCUCUUUCUCUUGCUAAUGAAUCGCAGUUCCUCCUGGUGAACCGGGAAAGUGUCAGUGAACUUCUGAACAAUGUUAAUCCAGACCAACCUUUAACUCCAUCAUCUUUGGUUACUGUGGUAAGUUUCUCAUGCUACUAAACUGUUGUAGCAAAUGGUGAUAGUUGUUAUCAAUAGUAACUUGACUUGAUUCCGUACUUGUUGUGCUUGCUCGCAACACCCUCAAUCAGUAAAACGUGGUAUUGUCGAGUGUCUACUCGACAGGGCUGAACAUCUCACGACAAAGCCAUCAACUGUAGCCCUAGAGAAGGAACUCUUGUCUUCUGUUCUUGUUUCUAACGGAUACCCGCCCUCAUUUGUUCGAAAGAGUACAAAGACGAAACCAUUUACACCCAAAGAGAAACUCACUCAAGAUUUCGAAUCCACUACGGUUCUACCUUAUAUCAAAGGUGUUUCGGAGGUUCUUCUCCACUGCGGUUCUGCCUUAUAUCAAAUAUAUAUCGGAGGUUUUUUUCCACUGCGGUUCUACCUUAUGUUAAAGGUGUAUCGGAGAUUCUUUGCCUCUGCCUACGAGAACAAGGUUUAUGUGUAGUCUUAAAAUCAGACACGACACUCAGCUCAUCCCAAUAACAUCAAUAGGGAUCACGGCGUGGAUGACCAUGGAUCUCAUUUGCUGAUUAAAAGCAGUAUUAUGGUCAAAACCAUGGAAUAUAUUUUGUAGAUAAAAACGACCUCGGUAAGGAAGGUAAGUGUGAACUCGCAAUGCAGACGUCUCAGGAAAAGGGCUAUAUCUAUCUCAAACUAAAAAUUACUAAGUAAUUUAGUGUCAACAACUGAGUUGAAAACGUAAAUUGGCCACCGUAAAGGGUAAAAAAGCUGACGUUUCGAGCGUUAGCCCUUCGUUAGCCCUUUAGAAGGGCUAACGCUCGAAACGUCAGCCUUUUUACCCUUUACGGUGGCCAAUUUACGUUUUCAACUCAGUUGUUAGCACUAAAUUACCUGCUAUACUCUCCCACCGACGUAGCACCACAGUUCUUUUAGAAACUUACCCCCUUUAAAAAUUACUAACACGGAAUGGAUAUCCCAGCCAACGGCCGGGUUGUCCUUCAGUGCACUGUCCUCUCUCUUGAUGUUAUCUUGAUGUUAUCUUGCACCUCCAGGUGGAAAAACAAGCCAAAAGGUUUAGACCCAAUUUAAUUGUAGCUGGUGGAGAGGCGUUCAGGGAAGACUACUGGAAAACUGUGAAAAUUGGAAAUUUGGUUUUCGAGGUGGGCGAAUCUGUAUAGUUUUGGUUUUACACUAGUUUUCAAAGAGUUAUUCUUUUUAUCUUCGUCGUACUAGCACUAUGUUUGGCUGAUUGUUCUUUAUCAAUAUUCAAUCCCCGGACUUCCGUGAAUGAGGUCAAGAGGAGGUCAAGGGUUCAUGCCCCGAUCAGACCAACACUUUGGGUCUUUAUGUAAGCCGGGAGGAUGUGUUCUGUAAAUAGUUCGGACGAUUUAGUUUUCUCGAAUAUUGAAAGAUUCUUGCAAGUAUAUAUCUUUUUUUAAUGUGCGAUGUAGUCCAAUCUUCGCCUGUGUCCCAGCAAGUUCACAUGAGUAUAUAGCUGCUAAAUUACUGCCUACUUAAAUAAAACAAACAAUCAAACAAAUAAAGUGGGACAUAUUUGACAGAAAACAGAAAUGAAUCGUGGAUUAUUAAAUUUCCGAGUGGUUUGUUAUUGUUGUUUAGUUCUAAUUACUGUAAUCCUCAGAACAAAGGAAAGUGUAACCGGUGCCAAAUGGUGUGUAUUGACCAAGAAACUGGAGUCAGGAGCGUUGAACCAUUGAAAACACUUGGGAAGAUACGAGGAUCAAAGGUGUGUGUUGGAAAAAAAAAAUUAUUUAACGCGAAUUCGAUGCGCCAAAUUCCCCCCCUCCAACCCCCCAUAUUCAUACAGCACUUCAUAUGUUCUACUUGUAAUCACUCGGCAAAUUUUAAUGACUCCCCAUGCAAUUCCCGGAAUUUGACUCCAUAUGGUCUUAUUACUAUAACCGAUACGCUUGCAGUAUCCAUGAUUUCGUCUCAGAAAGUCUCUUGGCGUUAAAUGUUGUGCGUGAUGUUUGCCUACAAAGAUGAUCAGUUUGUUGAAGCCUAACUUGAUGUUAUCAUUACUGAUGAAUGUGACGCUUUGAAUAAGGAUAACGCCAGUAAGUUUCGUUACUUCUUCUUUUUCAGAUGCCUUUUGGAGUUCACUUGGAACAUGUUUCAAACGUACAGCAAAAUCCAGCCAUUCUUCAUUGCGGUGAUCUUGUUACUGUUAGUCGUUAG